Molecule: messenger RNA, 1268 nt
Organism: Rubroshorea leprosula
Lineage: Eukaryota; Viridiplantae; Streptophyta; Magnoliopsida; Malvales; Dipterocarpaceae
Source: the annotation of a GenBank genome assembly
UAAUGAGGAGAGACUACACAAAUGGGAGAGAUUUGUGUCGUCCUGCUGUUACGAGAUUUGCUACUCACUUUUUAAGCAUCCAAUGUUUGUUGAAAUUUAAGAAGGAACUUAGACAAAUGUUUACAAGUGAUGCAUGGGUUGGUUCUCGGUAUGCAAGAAGCAAUGUUGGGAAAGAAAUAUGUGAAAUUAUCUUGGAAGAUAAAGAAUUUUGGUCUAAUUGCAUAGUAGUUGUCAAAAUCAGUGAACCUUUGGUGAGAAUGCUUCGACUUGUGGAUAAUGAAGAGAAGCCAAGCAUGGGCUACUUGUAUGAGGCAAUUGAUAAGGCAAAGGAGACAAUAAAAAAGAAUUUUAAUAAUAGGUUGUCUCACUACAUGCCUUACGUUAAUGUGAUUGAUGCUAGAUUGGAUAAGCAACUUUAUAGCCCAUUACCUGCAGCUGGUUGCUUUCUUAAUCCAGGUAUCUACUUUAAACCUAGCUUCAACAAACAAACUACUGUUAUGAGAGGUUUGCUUAAUACUUUAACAACAUUGAUACCGGAUGAGGAUAAGCAAGAUCUCAUUAGUUCACAACUUGAGGAGUAUAAAAAAGCUACAGGGACCUUUGGCAUGAGUUUGGCUAUUCGUCAGAGAGAAAAGUUAACUCCAGUUGCAUGGUGGGAUCAAUUUGGAACGGAUGCACCCGAAUUGCAAAAGUUUGCAAUUCGAGUGCUUAGCCAAUGCACAAGUGCAACUGGAUGUGAAAGGAAUUGGAGUGCUUUUGAUUUUAUUCAUUCUAAGAGGAGGAACAAGCUAGAGCAUGAAAGGUUGAAUGCCCUUGUGUUUGUUCGUUAUAAUUUGAAGCUUCGAGAAAGGGGCAAAGAAGCAAUGGAUCCUCUUAGUCUUGACAAUAUUGACAUAUUAGCUGAUUGGGUGGCUGAGGAGCCAACUCUUCUUGAUAAAGAUGAUUAUGAUGUAGAUUGGGCAGCAAUUGAUGAAUCUUUGCCAAAUCAAAUCCUUGAUGAUACUGAUAGUAUUGUUUAUGAUGAGGAAGAUGUCCCACAAGUUCCUCUUGAAAAUGAAAGUGAACAACUUUGGACUGGAGUUGGUGGAGUUACAGGUUAUGGAAUUCCUCCAGAUGAGGAUCCUUAUAAUUAUGUACAAGAUCAUUAAUUUUGUUGUUUGUUUAUAAUUGUCACUUGACAGAAACAAUUGAAGAACUCUUGUGAUGAACCAUUAAGUAUCUGUUUCAUCAUUCAGUCUUUUUAACUUUUAUAAAUUGAAUGUGAUUUG